This is a messenger RNA of Microsporum canis CBS 113480, 939 nucleotides long. RefSeq names its product UPF0010 protein. Gene Ontology annotation, biological process: carbohydrate metabolic process. Gene Ontology annotation, molecular function: isomerase activity; carbohydrate binding. The coding region runs from base 1 to 939 and encodes 312 amino acids. The transcript is spliced from 3 exons. The record is from RefSeq and is a predicted model, not a curated record. Lineage: Eukaryota; Fungi; Ascomycota; Eurotiomycetes; Onygenales; Arthrodermataceae.
AUGGAGCGCUCGAAGAAGCCCACUGCCAUCCCCGUAGCCUCCUCCAUCCCAGGGCCCAGCGUGUCCGUCCUCGAGAAUCGGGUUGAAGCAUCGCUUGCUUCGGGGGAAUCAGUUACCGUCAACCUCUUCGGGGCUACCGUGACGUCGUGGAAGCUCGCAGACGGCUCACAGCAGCUCUUCCUCAGCGAGAGUGCACAUCUAGACGGCUCCAAGCCCAUCCGGGGAGGAAUCCCUCUUGUCUUCCCGGUGUUUGGCCCUCCUCCGAAGGAACAUGCGACUUCUUCCCUCCCUCAGCAUGGGUUCGCCAGAAACGCCUACUGGGAGUUCCUAGGCAAAUCCACGUCCGAAUCCGAAGGUGAUGCCAGCGUCAAGCUUGAUUUCGGCCUGUCAAAGGGCAUGCUCAGUGAUAAGUUCCAGAAGGACUGGCCGUUCGACUUUGGACUGGUGUAUAGCGUCACCUUGAGUCCCCGGAGCCUGACCACCUCGCUGCAGGUCCAGAACAAGGGGACCGCAUCAUUCGAGUUCCAGUCUCUCCUGCACACCUAUUUCAGAGUAGAGGAUAUAUCAAAGAUACGCAUUGCCGGCCUUAAGUCGAGAUCAUAUGUUGACAAGGUCCGUGGAGCAUCUACGUUCACCGAAGAGUCUGAUGCCGUUGGCAUCUCCUCCGAAGUAGACCGUGUCUACCAGUCCCUCGACCCAACUGCACCGGUGGCCGUGACUUCUGCGGACAAGCCCAUCUUCUCGAUCACCCGGGCAUCGUUGAGUGACAUGGUUGUCUGGAACCCAUGGAUCGAAAAGGCCAAGGGCAUGGCCGACUUCUCUCCUGACGAAGCAUACAAGAACAUGGUGUGCGUCGAGGCAGGAUCCGUGUCUGGAUGGCAGACACUGGAGCCCGGCGACAUGUGGGAAGGAGAGCAGACUAUUCGAUGCCGAUUGUGA